CUGUUCCAAUUUUUUUGUUUCUCCAGUAUGUAAUAAAAAAAGUGUCGGCAUGACCAUUUAUUCGUUCCAUCGAAUAUGAAGUUGGCGGAUUUUCAAAAAAACAUGUCUUGCCAAUUUUUUUGUUGUUGUUGUUGUUUGGACUUUUUUCUUUCCCUUCUUUUUCUUCAUAGUUUCAGCCUCCCCUUGUUAUUAUGAUCCGGUUUUUUACUCAUUCCAUAGCAAAAUCGAAUAUAAUAAAAUUGCGUAUGUUUAGUAGUAAAGCUAACCCUUCUUCAGUAUGCAACGAUAAUAAAUUGGAAAACAACAAGAAAAAAGAUGCACAACAACUGCCAUGGAAACCAACCAAGAGAGUAUCAAGAGUCACAAUGGAAAAGAUCAGAUCUCUAGCAGCAAUGUAUCCUGAUCACUACAAUACCGUGUCACUGGCCACCGAAUUUAAAAUAUCACCUGAAGCAGUGAAACGAAUCUUAAAAUCAAAGUUCCAGCCGGAUAUCUUGACUGCUGAACGACAAGAAAAAAAUCGAUACGCUGCAAUGGGUAUACGCAAAAAACAGAUACAAAAUAAAACUAUUACCUUUCCAUCUACGAUUCCUCGAAACAAUACCUACAAUAGAAAAUACAAUGAUGUCAAACGUCAAUCAUCAUUAUCAUCAUCAUCAUCAUUAUCUGCUUCAUGGAAGAAACCUUAGUGAUAACUCCUAGUGAUAGCUUUUAGUGAUGUUUACCUUUUUUUUUUUAUCAUGUAGUCAUCCAUUCAUUAUAUCAUGCAUUUAGAACCAAUAAUAAAAGAAAU
Halteromyces radiatus is the source of this 793-nucleotide messenger RNA. RefSeq lists its product as uncharacterized. Gene Ontology annotation, cellular component: nucleus. NCBI's taxonomy places the organism in Eukaryota, Fungi, Mucoromycota, Mucoromycetes, Mucorales, Cunninghamellaceae. The transcript has 3 exons. The coding region runs from base 192 to 689 and encodes 165 amino acids. The record is from RefSeq and is a predicted model, not a curated record.